Phytophthora infestans T30-4 is the source of this 748-nucleotide messenger RNA. RefSeq lists its product as uncharacterized. The record is from RefSeq and is a predicted model, not a curated record. NCBI's taxonomy places the organism in Eukaryota, Oomycota, Peronosporomycetes, Peronosporales, Peronosporaceae. The transcript has 3 exons. The coding region runs from base 497 to 748 and encodes 83 amino acids.
GUUGCUUCUAGGCUCACUUCAAGGUAUCCUGCACGCCGAGCAAGACCAAAACAUCAGCCCCCCCCCCCUCCCACACACACACACGCACUGUUUACAAGACAAGAAGACACUCCAGAACGCUCGAGUGCCACCAAAAAAAAACGUGCCGAGCACCGCAAGGCAUCUGAUGACUCAAGCGGUAUUCUGCUACAGCACCAGUCACUAGCGCUGCCUGAUCCUGCUGACUCCGUUCAGCUUUCCGUAGACGCGGUGGUGGCCAUACCUGCACCACUUCGACCAGCACCUCGACCUAAGAGAAAUGCGGCUCAAAAACAAUCAAGAUCUACAGAGGCUAUCGCUAUUGCAAGUCAUGGUACUCCAGCAAAACAUUGCCUACCGCUGCAGCAGCAAGACAGUGCUUACGAUAACACCGAGGGCUGAGUGGCACGUAGAGUGCGAUCACAGCUGUCGCCGAGGUGUUGUGGUAAAUGGCAGGCUUGCCAAUGAAACGGACACCAUGAAGAAGAUGACAGAUCGACUAGCUACGGUGAAUCCUGGGAUGCCAGACGGUGACAUUUGGGACCAAGCACUGGGUCGACACAUGAAGAACGAGCGUAUCUCGAAAGAAGAAGCUGCAAUCGCAAUGGAGCUCGCGUCAGCUGAAGACCUAGCUCAAGACAUUAACGAGUACGCUGACACGUAUGAUUUUUUGAUCGACUGGGACGGCGACCAGGGUAACGACGAGUGGAGUGAUGUAGACAACACAUAG